UUCUCAUCGCCUUUGAGAGAACGGAGCGAGCUCUUUCUAUGCCGUCUCUGUUCCGUUGCGGGCGUAAAUCAGGGAGACGUUCUCUGUUACUCCUUUCCUUCUCAUGAUUUUGAGGCUUCUCCUUCCUCAGAAUCGUAGUUGAAAGGACUCGUACAUUCACUCCAUCCUUAUUUCCUCGCAUCUGAAUCCGAAAAUGCUUUCUUUUUUGCUUUGAUUUGCAGUCGUGGUUGUUUGUUGUGACGGCCGAUCCAAAUGGGAUCUCACUAUUUUGCGUAUGAGAGCCCAAUUUCACCCGGCCUAGAGUUGAUAUUCAAGGGCAGCUCUCGUGAUAUUUUCGCGUUGUUAAAUUGUCGUCGUUAAAAUUCAGGGAAACUGCCCUAAAUUUUUUGAUUGAUAACUAAUCAUAUCUGAAUCUGCUGAUAGAGUUCUUACUGGCUUACUCUUUAACCCACCCAGAGGGUUAGGAUUGCCGAUCAAGAAAUCUUGUUAAAUGCUUGUCACCAAAACCCCAAGGGUUAUAAAGGAAAAGACUUUCAGAUGUAUGAUGCAUCCGAAGAGAUUCUUACCAACUAUUUUCAGGGCUGCCAGCCAAAGUUGCUCUCCUGUUCUGUCAAGUUGAAGCUUAUUACUCCAGUUUUGGAUGGUAACACAGCAUUGGAUAUCUUUCCACUUCGAUUCAAGAUUGUUAAGGAAGAAAGCGUCUUUUUUCGAAUUUCUUGUUGAUUUCGGGGUCUGAGAAGAAAAGAGAUAAGAUUCAUUGGGAGUUGGUUUCUUUCCCGGAAGAGGGUGGUUAAGGAUUUAAAGGCUUGAGAAGUUGGAAUACUGGUUGCCUGUCGCGCCAUAUCUGGCCGGUUCUGCAGAGAGUCCCUUUGUAUAGCUUGGUUAAGAAAGUAUUGGUUACGUUCUCAAGCAUUUGGGAGGUCAAAACUCCAGGAUCUUGGGCUUGGAAUUAAGUUCUGAAACCAAAGCAAUUGGCAGCUUGUUCUAUUCAAAAGUCCUAGCAUGGGGUUCAGUAGGACCGAGUGUUAAUGCCAACUUUCUCAGUAAAGAAAGUAUGGAACCAUCAUUCAAAAGUCUUUAUUUACAUGGAUCAUCCAGUUGUGCAGGAUAGCAGAUUUUAGAAGCUUGUGAAAUGGGUUGUUGAGAUUGAUAUGAUAUGCCAGUUUCCUUUGUCUUGCCAUGAAUGGAGGGAUCAUAAUUUUAUUUAGUCCUAUUUUCUGCAACUUGUACAGUGGUUUCCCCUUCAGAUUGGGCUUUUGUUCUUGCUGGAGGUUGAGCAGAGCUCUGUAGUCUGUUCACAUAUUUAGGAGUUGUGAAGUACGAAGAUUGCUUUGGUGGUGAGUGAGGCACGGAGGAAGAGUCGCCGAAGAUAAUGUGGGAAGAAGAUGCUUUUGAUUCCAGAAUUGAUUUUGAAGAUGAAAGAGUUAUUGGAGUGGCUGUGGCUACCAGAUCUCUCUGUUUUCAUACUAGAUGUUUGUGGGAUGACAUGACAGUAUGAAAGUAGUUAGGCUAGCUCCAACCCAUGGUGUCAAAUUGCUAUAAAGCCAUAUUUGGCUUUUUUUCUUCCUCCAACCCACAAAAAAAUUGGAAGCCAAAAAUGGGUAUUGGGUUUUUGGAAGGGAAAUAUGGCUGGGUUUUGGGGUGGGGAGUGAUAUUUGGCUGCCAAAAAGUGGAUAACAGGUCAGCUGGAAGGAGAAGGCGCCUUCCCCCGCGCGCGUGCGCCCCAGGCGCGCGUCCGGCGCCUUCUCCUUCCAGCUGACCUGUUUUCCCUUUUUUUUUUUUUUUUUUUUCUUUUAACUUUUGUUGGUUGGGAAUUUGGGGAGCCAAUUUGUUUUGGAUUUUUUUUCUCUAUUCUCAUUGGUGGUUUGUGAUUCAAUUUGAAAUAUAAAUUUGAAAUAAUUGAUGUAGUGACGAAAAAACGGUCAUAUUUUAACGGCCAUAUUUUUUCUUAUAUAUUACAGCACUCUUCAUAGAUUUCUCUUCACUCAUUCUCAGAGCAUAAAUCGCAUUCUCUCAAAAUUCAAUUGUUAUCGUCUCUCAAAAUAGGAAUAUGACAGGCAAGAGAGGACCUAAUUGGCGUCCGAAUGAAGAUGAAAUCUUGUGCAGAGCUUGGGUGUCGAUAUCAGAAGAUGGAGCGGUUGGCACCAACCAGAAGUAUACAAGGUUGUGGGAAAGAGUGGCGGCAGAACAUCAAAAAUGGGAUCCUACUACAAUUCGUACUGCUGUUGCAAUGGAAUCCCGAAUGAGGAUUAUUUGCUAUCACUGCAAUGCUUGGAAGGGAGUUUUGCAAAGAGCACAAAGGCAUCAAUCGAGUGGCACGAACCAGUUUGAUGUGGAAAAGGAGGCAAGAGCAAUAUAUAAGCAAGAGAAUGGGAACAAGGCUUUUGAUUUUGAGCAUUGUUUCGAAAUUCUCCGAAAUUGUCCAAAGUGGUACUCCAAUCCUGACCUGCUUGUUAGUCCCAUUCCACCUAUGGGGCAAGGUUCCCAAAGUUCUACAACAGGUUUUGGUUCUCAAUCAUCUCCCGUGGAAGGCCUUGAUGACUUACCAGAUGAAGGAGCUACGCCUUUCGUGUUGACUCGCCCUGAAGGACGCGACAAACAAAAGGCAGCAAAGAAGAAAGGUAAGGUAGUUGCUGAAUCGUCAGACAUAUACACUACUCAACUGCUAGAGUUUGGUAAUGAUAUGAGAGAGAGGCAAAAGUCUAGGAUGGAGUACGAAAACAGAAAAAUGAAUGUUCAAGAGAGGAGACUAGAGCAGGAGAAAGAGGAAUGGGCAUACAAGAGGCAAGUGAGGGAGCGUGAAGCGGAAAAGUGGGCUGUGGAGAAGAAAGAGAGGGAAGCUGCAAUACUUCAACAAAAUGUAGCUAUUCUGGAGAAGGAUUUGUCAAAGAUGACACCAAGAAAGAAGAGAUUUUAGAGGCGUAAACAAAAUGACAUUUAUGGGUACGAUCAAGAUGAUCCCAACUCUUAUCCAAGUGAUGGCGGAGAUGGAGAUGGCGAUGCAAGUGGUGGAGGAGAUGGCGAUGAAAGUGUUGGAGGAGAUGGCGAUUACUUUCCUGUCAUGGAUUAUUAAUUAGAAGAAAAUCCUAUUUGUACU
Molecule: messenger RNA, 3097 nt
Organism: Linum trigynum
Lineage: Eukaryota; Viridiplantae; Streptophyta; Magnoliopsida; Malpighiales; Linaceae
Source: the annotation of a GenBank genome assembly